This is a messenger RNA of Abrus precatorius (Indian licorice), 2415 nucleotides long. Its product is annotated as putative receptor protein kinase ZmPK1. The coding region runs from base 1 to 2415 and encodes 804 amino acids. Gene Ontology annotation, molecular function: ATP binding; protein serine/threonine kinase activity. Gene Ontology annotation, biological process: recognition of pollen; protein phosphorylation. NCBI's taxonomy places the organism in Eukaryota, Viridiplantae, Streptophyta, Magnoliopsida, Fabales, Fabaceae. The record is from RefSeq and is a predicted model, not a curated record. The transcript has a single exon.
AUGGCUGUAACAUACCCCUUGUCGUUGAUCCUCCUCUCUCUUGUUUUCUCUAUACAUCUUUCAUCUUCAGAAAUCGAAACUAUGCGUCAAGGUUCAUCCCUCUCAGUGGAUAAUCCAAACGACGUCAUGCUCUCACCAAACGGCAUGUUCUCCGCCGGCUUCUAUGCCGUUGGCGAAAACGCAUAUUCCUUCGCCAUUUGGUUUUCCGAACCCCAUCCCCAAACACGAAACCCCACCGUCGUAUGGAUGGCAAACCGUGACCAGCCUGUAAACGGCAAGCGCUCAACGGUAUCCCUUCUUCACAGCGGCAAUCUCGUCUUAAACGACGCCGAUAACUCCCACGUUUGGUCAACAGACACCGUUUCACUGUCCUCCUCUGUGCACCUGCUUCUUAACGACACCGGCAACCUCGUUUUACUUGAAGAGGAUGACGGCGUCGUUUUGUGGCAAAGCUUUGAUUUCCCUACAGAUACCCUUCUACCUCAACAAGUGCUCACCAGAUACGCAAAACUAAUAUCUUCUAGAAGCAACACUAACAAGUCCUCGGGUUUUUACACCCUUUUCUUCGACAACGAUAACAUUCUUCGUCUUCUCUACGAUGGUCCUGAAGUUUCAGGCCUUUACUGGCCAGAUCCUUGGUUUAACAAUUGGGAGGCUAAUAGGGCUGGUUACAAUAAUAGCAGAGUUGCAGUGAUGGAUACUCUUGGCAAUUUCAGUUCUUCAGAUGAUUUCAAUUUCAUGACUACUGAUUAUGGCACCGUCAUACAAAGAAGAUUCACCCUGGAUCACGAUGGGAACAUUCGUGUUUAUAGUCGGAGAUUAAGUGGAGAAGAAUGGUCUGUUUCAUGGCAAGCCAAAGCAAGACCAUGUAGCAUUCAUGGUAUUUGUGGCCCCAAUAGUUUAUGCACUUAUAAUCAUGAUCGUGGUUUGAAUUGUUCGUGCCUUCCGGGGUAUAAGAUGAUGAAUGUUGGUGAUUGGUCUUAUGGCUGUGAACCGAAAUUCACUGCGUCUUGCAACGUAACCGAGUCUCGGUUUUUGUAUAUAAGCAACGUGGAGUUGUAUGGCUAUGACUAUGGGAUCAUGGAAAACUAUACGCUUAAGCAGUGUAAGGACUUGUGCCUGCAGUUAUGCAACUGUCAAGGGAUACAAUAUACCUAUGUAUUUGGGCCCAACACUUAUACAUGUUAUCCGAAGUUGCAGUUGCAGAAUGCUUAUCGUACACCGUAUUUUAAUGCUGAUCUGUACUUGAAACUCCCAGCAAACAGUUCAUAUUCUUUUGAUGACGUAGAUGAUUACAGUCUUGAUUGUUCUUCGAGUUCGAGAACGAUGCAGCUAGAGAGAGCAUAUGAGAAGGGUCAUGGAAACAGAUAUUUAAAGUUCUUGAUCUGGUUUGCAGGGGGAGUGGGAGGGCUUGAGGUUUUGUGUAUAUUUCUGGUUUGGUUUUUUCUGGUGAGAACCAGGCAACCAUAUUCUGGUGCAGAUCAACGAAUCUAUAAUUUGGCAAUGAAUGGUUUUAAAAAAUUCAGUUAUUCUGAGCUGAAACAAGCCACCAGAGGCUUUAGCCAAGAGAUAGGAAGGGGUGCAGCAGGGACUGUAUACAAAGGUGUGUUGUCUGAUCAACGAGUUGCAGCAGUGAAGAGACUCAAGGAUGCUAAUCAAGGAGAAGAAGAGUUCCUCGCAGAAGUAAGCAGCAUUGGAAGGCUUAACCACAUGAAUUUGAUUGAGAUGUGGGGGUAUUGUGCUGAGGGCAAGCACAGGCUUCUGGUGUAUGAGUUCAUGGAGCAUGGCUCUCUAGCAGAAAAUAUCAAGUCUAAUGAGUUGGACUGGGCCAAAAGGUUUGAUAUAGCCUUAGGAACAGCAAAGGGUUUGGCUUAUAUCCAUGAGGAGUGUUUGGAGUGGAUUUUGCAUUGUGAUGUGAAGCCCCAAAACAUACUUUUGGAUUCCACCUAUCAACCCAAGGUAGCAGAUUUUGGGCUGUCCAAGCUGCGGAACAGAAAUGAUACUAAAUACUCCAGUUUUUCAAGGAUACGAGGAACCAGGGGUUACAUGGCUCCUGAAUGGGUUUUCAAUCUACAAAUCACCUCCAAAGUUGAUGUUUAUAGCUAUGGAAUUGUUGUGUUGGAAAUGAUCACAGGAAAGAGCGCAACAAAGGAUGUUGAUGCAACUACUGAUGAUGGAGUAGAGAAGCAGCGUUUCAGCCUGAUCACGUGGCUUAGACAGAAACAGAAUGAAGGAUCUCGGUGGGUUAAUGAAAUCUUAGACCCCACCAUAGAAGGAGGUUAUGACGAGGGUAAGAUGGAAGCUUUGGCUAGAGUAGCUCUGCAAUGUGUGGAGGAAGAGAAGGACAAGAGACCCACCAUGAGCCAAGUAAUAGAGGUGCUUCAGAAAUGUAGCCGCGAAAAUGAUAAUCAGUGA